Caenorhabditis briggsae is the source of this 552-nucleotide messenger RNA. NCBI's taxonomy places the organism in Eukaryota, Metazoa, Nematoda, Chromadorea, Rhabditida, Rhabditidae. The coding region runs from base 1 to 552 and encodes 183 amino acids. The record is from RefSeq and is a predicted model, not a curated record. The transcript has 5 exons.
AUGCUUCAAGUUACAUUAUUUCUUCUGUUAAUUGGGUACUCCUCUGCUAAUUUUUGCACGGAUGAUACCGGUGAAUGGAUCAGUUCUGUUGCUGAUGGAGUCACAGACUAUGCCCACGGAGGAACUAGACUCAAUACCAAAUACUACUGUUUCGAAGGAUGCUUGAAUACCGGAACAGUUCUUCAAAACUAUAAAGUUGAUCUCUCUGGAAACAACGGAACAACUGUAAAAAUUGAAAGAGUUCGUGCAGCGAAAGAUAUUGUUUCCCUGGUUGCAAAUGAUGACGAGGAUCCAAAUGCUCGUUCCUGCGUUGACCCAGUUUUGAGACAGGAUGUAAAGGCUGCGCUCCAGAAGGCAACACAGAAUACUUGCAAGAACAUUGUGAACACUUUGGUUCUCAACUUGAAUCGUCCUGGAUGGGCAAUAACUUGUAUUCGUUACAAUGAUCAGGCCAUCGAUGAUUAUAUUUCGGAUAUGAACUUCUGUAGCUACGAUGGUGGAGAAUACCACGAUGUAUUUACCGUCCGUCUUGCCAAACUUGAUAUGUCCUAA